AUGGCGAAAAAAGUUUGCGACAUUCUCAACGAGUCUCUUUAUGGAACCUCAGAGGAUUUUGAAGAUUUUCGUUCGGCACUUGUCGCUAAUUGUGUCUUCAACGGCUUUUUGUGUUAUACAAACAUCUUUUUUAACAUUAUUACCAUCCAUGCGACAAGGAAAACCGCGUUGUUGCCAAAACCUUUGAGAACAUUAUUACUGAGCCUAGCUGCCACCGAUGUUGGUGUUGGUUUGUUGGUCCAACCACUCUACAUUUCUACCUUGGUGAGCAGGUUAAAACAAAAACGUAUCGACUGCAUUUACGACAAGGGAUUGUCCGUCGUUAUCAAUUUCUUUUGUAUAUCCUCGUUCUUAAAUGUUGUAGCCAUAAGUGUGGACAGGUUCUUAGCUGUUCAUCUUCAUCUCAGAUAUCAAGAACGUGUCACUCACAAGCGCGUAAUUGCCGCCGUGAUAUCAAUAUGGCUGGUCAGCGUAAUUAUUUCUUCUAAUGUCUUUUGGGAUCCAUUGUUUAUCAUCUUGCUAGUCAUAGGGCUCAUGAUUAUAACUGUUUGCCUCAUUCUGGUAGUAAUUGUCUACUGGAGGAUUUAUAUAGUCUUAAAGCGACACAAAAACCAGAUGGAAGAACUUCAAAUCCAAGAAGUACAACAGGGAGUUCAAAAUGGCGACUUAUCAAACUUUUUGAAGCUUAGAAAGUCAGCUCUUGGAACAUUUUAUGUAUGUGUUGUGUUCUUGAUUUGUUAUUUGCCUUCCUGUAUUCUCUCUUUUUUAUUCUUGGCUCGCCUUUUAAGUUCAAUCUCUUACUACAAAGCUUGGCCCCAUACAACGACUUUGUUUUUCCUCAACUCGUCUUUGAACCCUGUUAUAUACUGCUGGAAGAUGGGACCCAUUCGUCGCACUCUCGUGGACAUAAUACGAGGCAUCGUCAAUCGUUUCAGACAAUAGCAUUUGUUAUGAUGAACUGUUGUUGUAAAUAUAAGCUGCUAGAAAUCUCCAGACUGCUUAAUUAUGCUGACAUGCGUACCAUAGAACUUUCUAGAACAUUUGAUCAAGUCACGUAAUUGUUACGUAAUACUACUAAAAUAGUUCUUUUGAAAGCUUCUGGAAUGUUCCAGAACACUUUGUGAAUGUAUAAAAGGACCAAGUCGUGUAGUGGUGGUAGUAGUUGUUGUUGUCGGCAGUGGCCGACUCUUGAGAAAGCUUUACCGUGAAAGAGAGCUACAGUGGAAGAUAGCUAAUUUGAAGAAACGUUGGAGGAAACUGUGAGUUCUGCUCAGUGGCGAGCUAAAAUAUAGACUGUUGUGGGCUUAAGUAAGUUUAUGGAGGAUAAGUACUAAACUGCUUCUAAGAGUCACUCCUUAUUAAGAAAUCACUCGUCAAAUAAAGUAGUUGGGUCUGUUGGAUUGAAGUGUUUUUCUGUCGGUUAGAUUGCACGCAUUGAUUGGGUUCGUUUCUGAUGCCAAUUCACAGUGCAUGGGAUGAGAGCCUCGGCCAUCGUCAAAUUAGACUUGAUCUGCCGAAAGUGAGUAAGGAAAACUGAGAGAGGAUUAACUUUAACGGCUAGGAAAACUAUGCAGUGAGGUACUAUAAAGUCAAGCAUAAGAAAAUGUCAGUCGUUAGUUUUAAGCGCAUUUUGUAAGAAAACUUUGUAAAUGACCAGAAAGCUUCCUCGAUACUUGAGUUAUGUCAUCAUUUGACGCAUGUAUUUUUAAUUGUCAAUAGGAUAAUGAAUUAUCAGUUAGCUUGUGAACUGUAUGGCUUGUGAAUUAAAUUCAAAACCGAUUUUUAGGUCGCUUUAUUAUGUAAUAAGGGCCACGAGUUCAUCAACAGUUAAAUAUAACCCUCUUUGAAUAAAGCCGUUACUUAUUUGCGAUCACAUAUAGACUUCCAGAAUUCAGUUGUGCGGUCUCUGAUAUAAAGAAUGAUACUAAGUCGACUAGACUUGAUGGUUGUCCGUUCGAAUAAAAGUCUCAACCUUGUCAAUAGUAACCCGGGCACUUAUUUACCUAGGCAAAGAGAGAAGGUUAUACAUUUUAUACAAAUUACACGAAAUACAAGGAUCUCUACGCCUUUCACUCAGACAGUUAGUCCGUUUUGAAUUCGUUUUAGUCCUCAAUUUCACCUAUUUUUAAAUUGUUCCCUGCGCCAAUCACCGCUGUUCUCGGCUAUCCUCGUUUUUUUUUUGUUAUAUUGGAACUUUUUUUAGUGUUUGUCUACCACAGGAAAGAAAUACUCAUUUUAAAAUUAACAAUACCCUUUCGAGGUAAAGAGACCUCAGAUUACAUGACGUAGCUUCUUAAUAACUCCAGUCGGCGAAAGAUUAGUUGGCUAAGUACAAAGAAUGACGUCCGACUCCAACCUCGCUCCCAGGAGGAGGUUGGGUAAAGUCAGACCACAGACACCCGGAUUGCGAAUCACGCGCUUAGACCCACUUUAGUUCUCUUUGCCAUAAUAAGAAAAAAUUAGUGAUGCAUAAAGUUAACGUUCUUUUGGAAAUUCUCGCUGAAGUCAGUUGUCACUAAUCGAUCGACAAGGAAUGCCCAGAUUCCUCAGAUCCCCCUGUUCACACCCAGAAAAGAGCAAAGAACAAUUAUUAGGUCCUGUCACCCAAGUAGAAGACGACGUUGACAGAAUUCAAACACUGCUUAAAGAAACCUUUUUUUUUUAACCAUUUAGAGAUAAUUUAAUUUCUUAAUUCACAUUAAUUUUUACAUUCUGUAAAAUUGAAACUAUGUGAAAUGAACUAUGUGAAAGUUCUGUCUGACGAGCGCUUAGGCGCGAAACUCAGAGUAACGGAGAAUUGAUGCGUCCUCUUUGAUUCUUUCACUUAUAUAUACCCAGCUCUGCUACUACAGCAUUGGGCACUUUAUGCCAAGGUAGACUCUACCUUCAUAUUUAUAUAUAUAUAUAUAUGCAUGUAUAUAUAGGUAGUUAAUUGUUAACAACUGAGUUGAAAAUGUAAAUUGGUCACCGUGAAGAGUGUAAAGGCUAACGUUUCGAGCGUUAGCCCUUCGUCAGAGCGAUUGGAGGAGUUGUGGAUUGUGUGUGGGUUUAUAUGCAAAAAUUGGGCGACGCUAUUAAUGGGAAUAUGGUGACGAGAAAACAAGAAUAAAUUAGGUGAAUCAAAAGCGCUUAUUAAUACCGUGGAAAUUAAGAGUGCCAAUUUGGAAGAUAAAUUUUUGUUCUAGUGUUUUGCGGCUUUACGAACUGUCUAAAUUUAGGGAAAGGCCGGAAACUACCAUAUGCUGUAUAGAAUAAUUGGGGAGAUUAAAGUGUUUAGCGACUGGUUUGGAUGCGUCCUUGUCAUUUCUUUCUUUGUCGUGAAGGUGUUCUCGAAGUCGAUCACCUAGUCGUCUGCAUUCAUAUGAUUGCAUAUAUAGAUGGUUGCAUAAUAUAUAGCACCACUUAACAUUUUUUGUUGAGUAUAAUGGCAUAAGACUCAGAUGGAUUAUUCGUAUGCGCUGAGUUUUUAGGGUUCUGCUUUUUUCAAUACAACUUGAAUUCAAGAUUCUCUAUUUGCAAUAGUGGACAAACUUUAACCAGCAGACUAUUUAGAGAGAAAAAUUAAGGAAAGUCAUUUUGUUUAUUUAUUAGUAAAGUCGCGACUGGCUCUAAUUGCUUUGGAGCAGCUGACAGAUGGAGCGAAACUCUUGAGGAAUCACUUUACGAUGUAAAGUGAAACUAAUACAAUUCCUGACUGUUUUUGACACCGCUCAUUUGCAAACUGCUCUUUACCUCUGGAAGAGUAAAUUUAUCGUCCUUUUAUUUGCCGACUCGUUGUUUUUCAUUCAAGUUUACUUUCUGACCCUAACAGGCUAAAGUCUUUCAUAUUGUAAACACGAUAUUGCAUUUUUCACACUUAAUUUACAUCUAUUUAUGUCACAAAAAAGCCAGCCAUCAUUUUAAUUUACAUCUGCCAUCAGCAUAAACAAUAUUCAAACUUCCUGUAUUCUUUUUGUUUAAGUGUUUUAUGCAAAAUUAUUGUUUGAUAAAAUGUCUUAUCUGUAUUUCUUUCGGUUUAAAUAUGUAAAAAUGUUACAUGACCAUUGCUAAACUUUUUCUGAGCUAAGUGCAGCUGUUUAUGAACUGAAGUGGAUCCGGGACUUGUGAGGAGGUGGUCAAAAUGAGAGCUGAACGCGGUCGUCAGUAAGGGGGAGGGCUAUCUGUAAUAAUCCACUCCUGGAAAAUAUUCUCAAGCUACACUAAAAUGAUUGAAAUAUUUGCCGAUAGUAUCUCAGUUUGGUAAGGUUGCUGAACAUUUUGAUUACCUCCUAGAUCCGCCACAAACGAGUGUGUAAUUUAUUCGUAAUAAUUAUUUGGGUCUGUCUAGAUAAAAAAAGAUAUAUCAAUUACAGCUUUCCUUCAAAUAACCUUUUUUCAGGUAUAGAUUCCAUGUUUAGUUAAAAUGAUUUGAAGCAUUAAACAAAUAAUUUGUUUUAGUUCUAACCAACGCCGAGUUAAAGCGAUACUCGAUGCUUUUUUCCAAAAUUCAAAUACCGGAGUUGAAGAUAUCUUGACUGCACGUAGAGAUGGCUUCGAUUGUGUUGUAUGCUUGUGAUUGACAGCUACAUAUGACUUAAAUUUUCCGUGCUAGAAUUGGAAAAUAUCUGAGUCACAGUAGUUUUGACGCUUAGCUGUCAUGGCGGAAAACGUUUGCAACCUUUUUAACGAGUUUUUCUCUGGAACCUCUGCGAAAGUUAAAGAUUUUCGUCCUGCACUUGUCGCUAAUUGUGUCUUCAACAGCUUUUUGUGUUAUACAACUAUCAUUUUGAAUAUCGUAACCAUCCAUGCGAUAAGGAAAACCGCGUUGUUGCCAAAACCUUUAAGAACAUUAUUACUGAGCCCGGCUGCCUCCGAUGUCGAAAAAAAAGCCCGCCCUCAUUUUUAAUUUACAUCUGCCGCCAACAUGAACAACAGUCAAACUUCCUGUAUUCUUUUCAUUUAAGCGCUUGAUGCAGAAUUAUUCUCUGAUAAAUAUAUGUUAUUUGCCGGCUGGGAGGUCCGUAUGGUGAAAAAUUGUGACCGAGGUCUUGGAAAUACUGCCCGAGGCCGUAGGCCGAGGGCAGCAUUUUCAAGACCGAGUAAACGGCGAGGAAAGUGAUUGUGAGUAAAUUCAAUUUUUUUAUUUUGAAGUUGUGAGAGUUUGCUCGUUUGUUUGCUGCAAUGGCGUAUGUAAAUCUGGUCUUUCCUUCACAAAAACUAAAUUCGAAUGGCAUAAUCCAACGAGACACAAGGGGAUUUAGUGCGGCCUUUUCUCAAAACAUUCCUUCAGUUUCUGUUGUGCAAUUUACGGUACAAAUGUUCAAAUUGAACGGACUUGGAAAGACUCACCGAGAGCGUAUAUUUGUUGUAGAGCUUAAAUUAAAACUUCGCUCGCUCUUUCACUACGAACAAAUUGCUUAAGAAAAUUCAGGUAUUAAAUGAAUGAAAGUUCCAUCGAUCAGUUUAACUGUAACCAAAUACCUCACGUUUUAACUUUCUAGGUACUUUUUGUGAACGAUUAAAAUUAAUUGCAGACGAGUUUUAGGCCGCUUGUCAACCAACGUAAUGACACUAUUGUUUAUACAAAUUCAUUCCGAAACCAAUAUUUUUCUGUCAAUCAAAGUGAUUUGAUAGAGAGAAAAGAGAGGAUUCAUAAGUUAUUCAUCGGCUUGAGGUAGUGACCGACGUGUUUGCUUAAAAAUACUGCCUAGCCGGAAAAACGAGACAUAUUUAUGAAAAAUGGCAACGAAAGUUGGAAUGUACUUGGCGACUAACGAAAGCGUUACCGUGGCCCGUGGGCAGAGAUAGGAAAAUACCGACCGGGUAAGGAACCAAUCAGAUUGCAAGGUUCGUUACGGUACCCUCUCAAAAAAAAAAACAACAACAAAUCAAAAUAUUACAUGGCCUCUGCUAGACUUAACUGUAACCAAAUACCUCACGUUUUAACUUUCUAGGUACUUUUUGUGAACGAUUAAAAUUAAUUGCAGACGAGUUUUAGGCCGCUAAACGUCUGAACUUAGUACUGUUUAUGAAGUAAAGUGGAUCCGGGACUUGUGAGGAGGUGAUCAAAGUGAGAGCCGAACGCGGUCGUCUAUAGGGGGAGGGAGGGCCUAUCUGUAAUAAUCCGACACCUGAAAAUAUUCCCAAGCUACUCUAAUGACUGAGAAAUAUGCCGGUAUUAUCUCAGUUUAGUAAGUUUGCUAAACAUUCUAAUUACCUCCUCGAUCCGCCACAAACGAAUGCGUAAAGUAUUCGUAAUAAUUAUUUGGGUCUCUCUCCCCACCCCUCAUCAACCAUAAAAAUGCUCGGUCUCUGAAGCUGUAUUCAGUGUAUUCAGGCGAAUUUAAUAAUAAAGAAGUAUAUGUCAAGGGCUCUUUAAUUUAACUGACUAUAGUGUUUCGUACAUUCAUUUUGAUAGAUGAAAAAUAUGUUAAUGACAACUUUCCUUCGAAUAACUUUUUUCAGGUGUAAAGGCCAUGUUUAGUUAAAAUGUCUUGAAGCAUCAAACAAAUAAUUUGUUUUAAGCUCUAACCAACGCCGAGUGAAAGCGGUACUCCAUGCCUUUUUUAUAAAAAUUCAAAUGCCGCAGAGUUGAAGACAUCUUUCAGACACGUACAGAUGGCUUCGAUUGUGUUAUGUACUCGAGAUUGUCAGCUACGUAUGACUUAAAAUUUUCCGUUUAAAAUCGGAAAAUAUCAGAGCCAUAGUAGUUAUAACUCAGCUGUCAUGGUGGAAAACUUUUGCGACGUUCUCAACAAGUCUUUCUAUGGAAACUCUGCGGAUGUUGAAGAUUUUCGUCCGGUACUUGUUGCUAAUUGUGUCUUCAACAGCUUUUUGUCUUAUACAAACAUCUUUUUGAACAUUAUUACCAUCCAUGUACUAAGGAAAACCACGUUGUUGCCAAAACCUUUGAGAACAUUAUUGCUGAGCCUGGCUGCCUCCGAUGUUAGCGUUGGUUUGUUGGUCCAACCGCUCUACAUUUCUACUUUGGUCAGCCGGUUAAAACAAAAACGUAUCGACUGCAUUUACUACAAGGGAUUGUUUGCAGUCGUCAGUUUCUUUUGUACAUCCUCGCUCUUGAAUGUUGUAACCACAAGUGUGGACAGGUUCUUAGCUGUUCAUCUUCAUCUCAGAUAUCAACAGCUUGUGACUCACAAGCGCGUCAUUGCAGCGGUGAUAUCGAUAUGGCUGUUUAGCGCAAUUAUUUCCUCUAAUAUCUUUUGGGAUCCAUUCCUUAUCAGCUCAGAAGUCAUUGAGCUCGUAAUUAUGACUGUUUGCUUCAUUCUGAUAAUAAUUGUCGACUGGAGAAUUUAUAUAGUCUUAAAGCGACACAAAAUCCAGAUGGAAGGCCUUCAAAUCCAAGAAGCACAACAGUGA
Messenger RNA from Pocillopora meandrina, 7356 nucleotides. The record is from the annotation of a GenBank genome assembly. Lineage: Eukaryota; Metazoa; Cnidaria; Anthozoa; Scleractinia; Pocilloporidae.